Molecule: messenger RNA, 792 nt
Organism: Bipolaris maydis ATCC 48331
Lineage: Eukaryota; Fungi; Ascomycota; Dothideomycetes; Pleosporales; Pleosporaceae
Product: Ribonuclease/ribotoxin
Molecular function (GO): RNA nuclease activity; RNA binding
Source: RefSeq, a predicted model, not a curated record
AUCGCAUUGACAUUUGCAAGUGUUCAAGAAACAUCACUGGUUUCUGUCUGCAUCACCCACCCUCGUUGUCGUCCAACUGUCUUUCCCAUUCGCUUCGAAGCAAACAAAACCAUUCACUAUGCAGUUCUCUACUCUCCUCCUGUCUCUCCUCCCCGCUCUUACAAUCGCUCUCCCCACAACCGACUCGGUAGAAUCAUCUGAUGUCCUCGCUGCCGUCGAGUCCAGACAGUCAUGCUACGUGCAGUGCGGGUCGACAUGCUACACGUCGGCGCAGGUUACCGCGGCCCGCAAUGCGGGAUACAGCUACUACCAGAGCGGCGACGAGGCUGGUAGCUCGACCUAUCCCCAUACAUACAACAACUACGAGGGCUUUACGUUUUUGGUUUCCGGACCGUACCAGGAGUUUCCGCUUAAGACUUCGGGAGUGUACACUGGUGGCUCGCCUGGUGCCGAUCGUGUCAUUUUCAACACUCGGGGUCAACGCGCGGGAGAGAUUACGCACACUGGUGCUAGUGGUAACGACUUUGUUGCUUGCUCGGGUUGGUAAUUUGCAUUUCUCACAGAGUGUGAGAGUUUGAACGCAGUGGCACUUGGAAAGAGAGUGUGUGAGAUGGUCAAAACUUUGGCUGUCAUUCGAUGUGGUUAGUGGUUAAGACGCAACGAGGGAUUGCUAUAUCCUACUAUCAGGGUGCCAGUGUUAGUAUCACGGAGAUUUUAACGAAAGGAUACGAACUUUGUAUAUAUGAAUGAAACAAUUCAAGUAAGGAUCUGACAUGUCGCGACAAGAUUACA